CGGCCUGCUUCCCGGGAGCCCUUUGGAUUGAGGACAUCAUCCGCAGUAGAAGGGAUUUCACUGGAGACCUGUCAUUGUCAGAGCCUUAAAACAUCACAGACGGGACUUUUUGUCACCGGGACAGAAAGAAGAGGGCAGUAGCCCAAGCAGAGUUCUGCGACAGUGUGUGUGGGUGUGUGCGCCUCUUGAGUUCUUCCAGAGACGGGUCUGUGCUGAGCUGUCGCCUCGCGGGGCUGAGCACCAAGCUUUGCACCCUUGGGAGCUCAGCGACUGUUUGUUGAUCAACCACUUGCAGGUAACAUGGCCCCUGGCUUGAUUGAGCUGGAGCGAAAGUUCAUUCCAGGGCCUGGCAUAGAGGAGCGACUGCAGGAGUUGGGCGGCACCUUGGAGCAUCAGGUCACCUUCCGAGACACCUACUAUGACAACUCUGAGCUGGGCCUCAUGCGGGCUGACUACUGGCUGCGCCAACGAGAGAAUAGUGGAUGGGAGCUCAAAUGUCCUGGAGCAGCAGGUGUCUUGGGACCCCACACUAAGUAUAUAGAACUCACAGCUGAACCUGCAAUUGUGGCCCAGCUCUGUGAGGUGCUAGGGGCUGAGGCCCUGGGGGCUGGAGGUGUGGCUGCUGUCCUGGGCUCAUUGGGCCUGCAGGAAGUGGCUAGUUUCGUGACCAAGCGGAGUGCCUGGAAGCUGGUGCUCUUGGGAGCGGAUCAAGAGGAGCAGCCGCUCAGGGUGGACUUGGAUACAGCCGACUUUGGCUACGCUGUGGGCGAGGUAGAGGUCCUGGUGCAUGAGGAGGCUGAAGUACCAGCUGCCCUAGAGAAGAUCCACAGACUCAGCAGCAUGCUUGGUGUGCCAGCACAGGAGAAAGCACCUGCCAAGCUGAUCAUGUACCUACAACGCUUCCGGCCUCAAGACUAUCAGCGCCUGCUAGAAGUGAACGGCUCUAGAGAGAAGCCACAGGGGACUAAACAUCCUGAUGGCAUCCUGGAUUAGGGGUGUCACUUCCUAGAAGGGGAAUGGAACUGUGGGUCUAAUAGGGUUCACUCCUGGGCUCACUCUGUCUCUGCCCUCAGCUUCCCUUCUGACAGUGACUCCUCUCUCAACAGCUCUGUUUCUUCACCCUACUCUAAGCUGCUCUUCCUGGAGCCCUCCCUGGGCUGCUUCCUCUCCCUCAUCCGUCAGAUGCAAUCUGUGGGCCGCCCCUCUCCCCUGGCCGCUAAGCAGCCUCCAUUGAUUUCCGCUCGUGUUUAUAGGAUUUCCACUUAGCCGUGAUCAGUAGUUAAGCACAGGAAAAUCCCUUGCCAUCCCCCCUCCCUUGGUCGAUGCCAUUGAUUCUGCCAGCGGCUCCUAAACCGCCUUACAGCUGAGUUAGAGAUGAGGGGAGGCAGCAGGGAUUUCCCUGCCUUGGGGUGUAGGGAAUAGCGGCAAGUUGGGGAAAUGGUUGGGAAUCCCUGCUAGAAAUCUAGAUUCUGAUUUGAUCUUGCCACUGUGCCUAGCACUGGCCCAGAGGGUACAGUGCCUUCUGUGGAAGUUUAGGGGCAAAUUUGCUCCCCUCCUUGGAGAGGGGUAGAAAGAAAAACCCUCCUUGUUAAGAGAGACUCGGGAAGAUUCGUACUUCCUGUGUAAGAAGGUUCUUCUGGGGUAGGCAUUGCCUCACCCUGUAAUCCCAGGACUUUGGGAGCUUGAGUCCAGGACUUUGAGACCUGUCUGGGCAACAAGACCCUGUC
This is a messenger RNA of Carlito syrichta (Philippine tarsier), 1727 nucleotides long. RefSeq names its product thiamine triphosphatase (gene THTPA). The record is from RefSeq and is a predicted model, not a curated record. NCBI's taxonomy places the organism in Eukaryota, Metazoa, Chordata, Mammalia, Primates, Tarsiidae. Gene Ontology annotation, molecular function: thiamine triphosphate phosphatase activity; magnesium ion binding. The transcript has 2 exons. Bases 301 to 993 code for a protein of 230 amino acids. Gene Ontology annotation, biological process: thiamine diphosphate metabolic process; thiamine metabolic process; dephosphorylation.